AUGGUUUACAGCAUUUCGUCAGCUCUCGGACAAUUAGUGGGUUUCCAUAAAGUUGCUGGCAGUGAAUACGAAGGAGGUGGAGAACCAGAUUUGAAAUUGUUUUGGCGAAGAUUUCCGGAUCGUAGACUUCUCAACGAGUUACUGGCCAAUGGCGCCGGUCCCAGCGGACCUCGUCUGCUCGGUUGGGGUUCAUUUGGCCGAAAUCCAUCACUUCUUGGUGGAGGAACAUUUGGUCUGUACGGUUCGUAA
Molecule: messenger RNA, 249 nt
Organism: Gongylonema pulchrum
Lineage: Eukaryota; Metazoa; Nematoda; Chromadorea; Rhabditida; Gongylonematidae
Source: the annotation of a GenBank genome assembly